AUGUCCUACUCCAACGAGUCCUGCGGCAUCAGCUGCCCCCAGCCCAUCGCCGAGAGCUCCAACGAGCCAUGUGUGCAGCAGUGCCCUGACUCCAGAGCCCUGAUCCUGCCCCCGCCGGUGGUGGUGACCAUCCCAGGCCCUGUCCUCAGCACCUUCCCCCAGGAGAGCGUUGUGGGAUCGUCGGGCCCAGCCUUGCCGGGGCGUUCCUUCAGUUCCCGCAGCUCCCAGGGCUACGGGGGCUCCUUUGGGCUGGGAGGUUCUGGGGGUUCUGGGGGCCCCCUGGCCUUGGGGGGCUCCUCUGGCUAUGGGGGCUCCUUUGGGUCUGGAGGUUAUGGGGGCUCCCUGGGCUAUGGGGGCUCCUUUGGGUCUGGAGGUUAUGGGAGCUCCCUGGGCUAUGGGGGCUCCUUUGGGCCUGGAGGUUAUGGGGGCUCCUUUGGGUCUGGAGGUUAUGGGAGCUCCCAGGGCUAUGGGGGCUAUGGGGGCUCCCAGGGCUAUGGGGGUUUCUCAGGCUAUGGGGGCUCCCUCGGGGGCUAUGGGGGCUCCCGAGGCUAUGGGGGCUCCUUUGGCCUGGGAAGCUGUGGGGGCUAUGGGGGCUCCCUGGGCUAUGGGGGCUCCCUUGGCUACGGCCGUUCCCUGGGUUAUGGGGGUGACACUGGCUAUGGGAGCUCCUUUGGGGGCUAUGGAGGCUCCCUUGGGGGCUAUGGGGGCUCCUUUGGGGGCUAUGGGGGCUCCUUUGGCAAUUGCGGGAGGUCCUACAGCUCCGGCUUCUCCUCGCGGGGCCUGGGCUAUUCCCUGCCUGGCUCCCAGAGAUGGAGCAGGUCCCGCCGUGGGAGCUGUGGGGUUUUCUAA
This is a messenger RNA of Melozone crissalis (California towhee), 849 nucleotides long. RefSeq names its product scale keratin-like. The record is from RefSeq and is a predicted model, not a curated record. Lineage: Eukaryota; Metazoa; Chordata; Aves; Passeriformes; Passerellidae. Gene Ontology annotation, molecular function: structural constituent of cytoskeleton. The coding region runs from base 1 to 849 and encodes 282 amino acids. The transcript has a single exon. Gene Ontology annotation, cellular component: intermediate filament.